AAGCGUUCGCUUUUUGAGGAGGAAAACAAUUUUUCAGCAGUGCACGUGAAAUAUCCUGGGAAAUCCGACUUUUUCACAUUCAUCGCCAUGUCUGACGAGUAUUUCUUUGGUAUUACGCUGACCAGCGAGAAGAACACACACACAUGGGAUCCGUACAGUAAUAUCGACGAUGCGGAGAUGGUGGUGCCCAACAAGCUCCUCAUCAAGCAGAUCCUGCUGGACGUCACGGCCAAGGAGGGAGAAUAUCAUGUUGUUGAGGUGACCGCUCCCACGUGCAUGGACGAGGUGAAGAUCCCCAUCGCCGUGCUGAAGGUGGGUGAGCUGCGAUCGGUGAGCAUGGAGCUGGAGUUCCCGGACGCGCCGGUCACAUUCAAGCUGGUGCAGGGCCAGAGCCCCGUGCACAUCCUGGGACACCAUCUAAUCGGCGAGUCGAGUGAGGAGGAGGAGGAGAUCUGGGAGGCGGACUACUCGUCUGGCGACGAGGAGGGUGAGAAUGCUGAGGAUGACGAAGAGGCUGCGGCCCGAAAGAAGAAGAAGCUCACAAACAAUCUCAAGGCGGGCGGCACAAAAGGCGCCGUAAAGGCUAAAAAGAAGUAGAGAAAAAGCGAGGUGAAAUUACUUCCACACACACACACUUUUUCCCCCUUCUUCGUGACAGAAUUUUCUUCUUUUUUUCCUUUGAGUCCUCUGAAUCUGUAUAAGAAAAUAAAAAAAAAUGUAAUUCGAA
Phlebotomus argentipes is the source of this 727-nucleotide messenger RNA. RefSeq names its product nucleoplasmin-like protein. The transcript has 3 exons. The coding region runs from base 88 to 597 and encodes 169 amino acids. The record is from RefSeq and is a predicted model, not a curated record. Gene Ontology annotation, cellular component: nucleolus; nucleoplasm; cytoplasm. Gene Ontology annotation, molecular function: histone binding; RNA binding; chromatin binding. Gene Ontology annotation, biological process: chromatin remodeling. NCBI's taxonomy places the organism in Eukaryota, Metazoa, Arthropoda, Insecta, Diptera, Psychodidae.